UGUUGCAGUCUCUGAUAGACGUCCAUCCAGUUCGUUGACCCUGCACUCCCCAGUUCAAGAUGAUGACGCUGUGUUCAAGUGAUAGUCUGCAGCUAGCUUUAACAGCAACUGUUUACAUCUUGCUUGAACUUUCCACAUGCAGCACCAAGGAAUGUGGACUGCAAAUGACAGAGAAAAUGAAGGUCAGAUCUGUCGUUUUAAGGAGCAUUGACAUCACGUUGUGCCAACUUUACUGCCAAGAUGACUUCAUAUUUGCAUCCUGUCAUAAAUCCAAGAAGAUGAAGAAAACGGGCGGAUCCAGCGUCCUUUCUCAAAAUCAUCCCCAUGCUCUGACUACAACCUCUGCAUCCAAUGUCGGCACUCUGACUUCCCGAUGUCCAAAGAUAGUGCAAGCGACUCGACCAUCAUUAGACUGUGAGGACAUCCAUGACGCCUGCGAACAAGGGAACCCUGAUGCGGUGAGGUGGAUCCUGUCAAAGAGAGGGUUUUUGGACGUCAACUGUAGAAUGAGAGGCAUGACACCGUUGAUGAAGGCAGCAGAGGAGGGAUACAGAGACAUUUUGGAGCUCCUUGUUAAUGGUGGAGCUGAUGUGUCACUGGUGACCGGUGACUGUGACACUAUUCUUCACUUGGCCUGUUAUGGGGGAGACAUGGAGGCGGUGAAGUAUAUCCUGUCUCUGAACGUAGUGGACUUCAGCAACAGUAGAGGAAUGAAGAAUAGGACACCGGUGAUGGCGGCAGCAUACCCCGGACACAGAGACGUGGUGGAGCACCUUUUGGGUCAAGGAGCUGACGUGACACUGGUGGACGAUUAUGGUGACACCAUCCUUCACUUAGCCUGUCGUGGAGGAGACGUGGAGACGGUGACCAUUCUCAUGUAUCAGAGCAUGGUGGACAUCGACGCCAGGAACAAGAAAGGGCAGACGCCGGCCGACGUGGCGAGAGACAAGGGACAUCAGUAUGUGAGUGAGCUGGUGUCAAGUGGCGCUAUAUGACGUCAGUGUCGUGUUUGCAUAGACGG
Messenger RNA from Haliotis rufescens (red abalone), 1021 nucleotides. RefSeq names its product ankyrin repeat domain-containing protein 17-like. The coding region runs from base 60 to 995 and encodes 311 amino acids. The transcript is spliced from 3 exons. The record is from RefSeq and is a predicted model, not a curated record. Lineage: Eukaryota; Metazoa; Mollusca; Gastropoda; Lepetellida; Haliotidae. Gene Ontology annotation, molecular function: protein binding.